AUGCCCGAGUCCCCUCGGUAUCUGAAUUCUCGCGAUCGCACUGAAGAGGCAUGGGAGAUUGUCAAGCGACUACAUGCUGUCAGAAAUGAGCCGGGAGCCCACGAGUCUGUUACAAGGGAAUUCUAUCAGAUGAGGAAGCAGAUCGAGUUGGAUCGCCGCUUUCAGACUUCAUAUUGGGGUACUCUUACGACUCCUUCGCUACACUAUGGGUCCGUCGUGUGGUCAAGCCUUGGCUUCGACACCCUCCAGGUCCCAGGGUUUCAAGUCGGAUUCCAAUCCAUUGGGCUUGUAACCAAUGCUCUUUCUAUGUCAUGGGUUGACCACAGGCCCCGGCAUUGGGACAUUGCCUUCGGGCUUGAUACCUGUGCCGUCUUAAUGGCCAUUGAAGCCGCAUUGCAGCGACUAUCGCGGCUGCAUAAGCCGCUGGAGGAGAUCGCAGCCUUGUUUGGUGGUGCGGAUCAAGUGGUGGUGUAUCAACGGGAGUUGAUUAGGGAGGGAAACUAUUUGGAGGAUAUUGGUAUGGUAUUGAGCCAAGGGGGAGGCCAUUGA
This is a messenger RNA of Penicillium antarcticum, 549 nucleotides long. RefSeq lists its product as uncharacterized. The record is from RefSeq and is a predicted model, not a curated record. Bases 1 to 549 code for a protein of 182 amino acids. The transcript has 3 exons. Lineage: Eukaryota; Fungi; Ascomycota; Eurotiomycetes; Eurotiales; Aspergillaceae.